This is a messenger RNA of Myiozetetes cayanensis, 3194 nucleotides long. It is a transcript of the gene CCNF, whose product is annotated as cyclin F. The transcript has 17 exons. NCBI's taxonomy places the organism in Eukaryota, Metazoa, Chordata, Aves, Passeriformes, Tyrannidae. The coding region runs from base 110 to 2392 and encodes 760 amino acids. The record is from RefSeq and is a predicted model, not a curated record. Gene Ontology annotation, biological process: mitotic cell cycle phase transition; regulation of cyclin-dependent protein serine/threonine kinase activity. Gene Ontology annotation, molecular function: protein binding; cyclin-dependent protein serine/threonine kinase regulator activity. Gene Ontology annotation, cellular component: cyclin-dependent protein kinase holoenzyme complex; centrosome; nucleus.
CCGCCCGCUCCUGGCGCCCCCGUCCCUCCUCUGGCCGUGCCGCUCGCUACGAGCCGGGCAGGACGUUGUGUCCGCCCGCUUCACGCUGGGUCCCCGGCGCGGCGCUGAGAUGAAGGCGGGCGUGGUUCACUGUAGAUGUCCCAGAUGUUUUUCUUUCCCUUCCAAAAGAAGGAUAAUAAAACGGCCUCGAGUCCUGACAUUCUUAAACCUGCCUGAGGAUGUUCUGUUUCACGUCCUGAAAGGCCUCCCUGCUGCUGACAUCCUCUCAGUCAGAGCUGUGCACUCACACCUUAAAUACCUUGUGGAUAAUCAUUCCAGUGUUUGGGCACACGCAAGUUUCCAAGACAUGUGGCCUUCUCCAAACAACCUGAGAAUGUUUGAAAGGGCUGCUGAAAGUGGGAACUUUGAAGCUGCUGUGAAGCUGAGCUUGGCUUACCUGUACAACGAAGGCUUGUCCAUCACGGGCCACGGCCGUGCAGAGGUGAAUGGAAUAAAGGCAUCUCACUACUUCAGCUUGGCAGAGCACCUGAAUGUGUGUGCAGUGCCCUUCAUCUGGCUCUUCAUCCGUCCUCCCUGGUCCUUCACUGGAAGCUGCUGUAAAGCUGUGGUCUAUGACAGUCUCAAAGCAGAGUGUCAGCUUGAGAAGGCUCAAAAAGGAUCUAUUCUCCACAGCUUGGCUAAGGUCUUGAAUUUCUUUGAGGAUGAAGGAAAAAAGAAAGAAUCCCUGGAAAUGCUUGAGGAGUCAUCCAGGCAGGGUUGUUUAAUCAGCUCCUACCUCCUUUGGGAAAACAACAGAAAGGCUGCUAUGUCAGAUCCUGGCAGAUACCUCCAAAGUCUCAGGAAGCUCCGAGACUACGCAGCAAAAGGCUGCUGGGAAGCACAGAUAGCUUUAGCCAAAGCUUGUGGGAAUGGAAACCAGCUAGGAUUAGAAGCAAAGUCUUCCAGGGAAAUGGUUUCUCAAAUCUUUCAAGCUUCCCUUCCUAUCAGCAAGCAGAGCAUCUUCACUGUGCAGAAAGGAAUGAAUGAAAUAAUGAGGUACAUCCUGGUGGACUGGCUGGUGGAAGUGGCCACCAUGAAGGACUUUUCCAGCCUGUGCCUUCACAUGACAGUGGGGUGUGUGGAUCGUUACUUGAAGCUGCGACCUGUGCCUCGUGCUCGGCUCCAGCUUUUGGGAAUAGCCUGCAUGGUCAUUUGCACACGUUUCAUCAGCAAAGAGAUGCUGACGAUACGAGAAGCUGUGUGGCUGACAGACAACUCCUACAAGUAUGAAGAGCUGGUCAGAAUGAUGGGAGAGAUCAUUUCUGCCCUAGAAGGAAAGAUAAGGAUACCCACCAUUUUGGACUACAAGGAAGUUCUGUCAAGCAUAGUCUUGCUGGAGAGAAGAACUCUUCACCUUUACAGCUUCAUCUGUGAGCUGUCCCUGCUGAACACGAGCCUCAGUGUGUACUCCCCGGCCCGGCUGGCGGCUGCAGCUCUGCUGCUGGCCAGGAUACUGCACGGCCAAGCACACCCCUGGACCAGCCAGCUGUCUGAGUGCACCGGUUUCUCUCUUGAAGACCUUGUGCCCUGUGUGCUGAGCCUCCACCAGAAGUGCUUCCAUGAUGAUGUCCCAAAGGAUUAUAGGCAGGUGUCCCUCAUGGCAGUGAAACAGCGAUUUGAGGAUGAGUGUUAUGAAGAAAUAGGCAAAGAACAGGUGAUGAGCUACAGCCAGCUCUGCUCGGCUCUGGGUGUGAAACAGGAGGACCCAGAGCCCAGUCCCUUGCAUAGGAAUGUGGUGGAAAUUCAGACUUUCCUCAGCUCUCCCUCUGGAAAGAGAGCUAAAAGGAGGAGGGAAGAUAGCAUUCAGGAUGACAGGGGCAGCUUUGUGACUACGCCCACAGCAGAGCUGUCCUCCCAGGAAGAAAGUCUGCUGGACAACUUCCUUGACUGGAGUUUAGAUUCCUGCUCUGGUUAUGAAGGUGAUCAGGAAAGUGAAGGCGAGAGAGAAGGAGAUGUGACGAGUCCCAGUGGGAUCCUGGAUGUGACUGUGCUGUACCUGGACCCUGCAGAGCACUGUGGCCAGGACUCCAGUGACGAUGACAGCCCCGCCAGGGACUGGGAUGAGCCUGCGGCGCCCCAGAGGGACAUGGAGCUGCCAGUGGAGCAUCUCAGCCCAAGGAAUUCCAGCCCGGAGGGGAGCUCGGGCUACUCCUCUGUCAACAGUGCCAGUCCCACCUCUUCUGUGGGAGGCAGCCCUGGAGUUCCCCCCAAACCUACCUCAGCACUGCCCCCCAGCAGUGCCAUGAACAGGGAGCCGCCCCGGCCCCACGACCUGCACAGGAGGCAAGUCAAGAGGAAAAACAUGGCAGAACACACUGAAGAGAGGCUGAACUUGGGCUUCUUAAGCCUCUGAUUUCUUCGUGCUUUUAACUUGUCCAGGAUUCCUGGAAACCGUGUUUCUGUUGCAGUCAUACAGGGAUGAUAGUGAAUAUUGUAAAUACCUCCAAAAAGCAAUCCCCUUUCCCUCAGCCUUGUCUGUCCUGUUUCUGUAGCUCCCAUCUGGGCUCUUUCCUCCCUUCACAGCUGCCUCUUUACAUGUCCCCUAUUGUCUGAUCCUCUGCUAACUAAGGUUCAGCUCCCUCUAUGAACAUUUUUAGCUCACUUUUGUCAUCCCUCCUAGUGAUAAAAAAGAACUGUCCUGUCCCUUGCUUCCUCUGAGGCCUGGCACUAUGAAAUUAAUUGACAUAGGAUCUCAAGUUUCUGAAUGUAACACUAUGCUUGAAUUCUUCCACUUGAAAGACCUCUUUUGAGGUUGUGCUGCCUUUUUAUUCUGGCCAGGUCUCCCUCAGCUCCCCUCUCGUGUCUAUGGCAUUUGCUGCACUGAUCCAAGGUUUUUAUGGAAAAACCCCAGAGGUAAAUGAAGGCUCACUGCAGGUCUGAGCUGCUCUCUUACCUACCUCUCAUAUGGUUUAAACCUCAUUUGCCUCUUCUCUUGUUGCCAUGUUUUCCUCACCUGAAAAUUCCUUCUGUGCCUUAACACAUAAUGAACAUAGGAAUACCAAGGUACAAGACUUCCAGGAGGUGUCCCUGAAGUUAACACUGGAACUGGACUCCAGGGCUGUUUGGAAGUUACUGUGGCAUUGGCAACAGUUCAGAUACACACAGUGUAGUGAGUGUUUAUUGACAUUGUUUUUUAUAAAAUUGUUUUGUUAAUA